GCUAUAAAGAAACCUCUUUCCGACCCCAUAAUGGUUCCGUCUAAAGAUGGCGGAGUACGUUAAUAUUGUUCGAAGGGCUUUUGGACAACUAGGAGGUCACGGUGGAGUUAGAGGGUUUCUUCUUCAACUCUUUAGAGUAAACGAUGUGAAGACGGGGACGCUGAUUGGCGUGGAUAAAUAUGGGAAUAAAUACUACGAGGACAAGAAGCACUAUUUCUUUGGACGACAUCGCUGGGUGAUCUACACCACAGAGAUGAACGGAAAGAACACUUUAUGGGAGGUGGACGGCAGCAUGGUGCCCGCGGAAUGGCAUCGCUGGCUCCACUCCAUCACGGACGACCCCCCCACCACACACCCUCCAGAGCCCAAGAAGUUCCUGGCCGAGGUGCACCAGUUCAACGUGAGUGGCAGCCCGCAGCAGUACGUGCCCUACCCCACCACCCGCAAGAAGAUCCACGAGUGGGUGCCGCCGAAAGCCGGAGCUCAGUGAGCUCGUGUAACUGAUGUUCUCUGUGCUGCUCAAUAAAACCUCUGUAUGUACAUUUACAA
This is a messenger RNA of Dunckerocampus dactyliophorus (ringed pipefish), 549 nucleotides long. RefSeq names its product NADH:ubiquinone oxidoreductase subunit A12 (gene ndufa12). Gene Ontology annotation, biological process: mitochondrial respiratory chain complex I assembly; response to oxidative stress. Bases 47 to 490 code for a protein of 147 amino acids. The record is from RefSeq and is a predicted model, not a curated record. Gene Ontology annotation, cellular component: membrane. The transcript has 4 exons. Lineage: Eukaryota; Metazoa; Chordata; Actinopteri; Syngnathiformes; Syngnathidae.